Messenger RNA from Phragmites australis (common reed), 2016 nucleotides. Its product is annotated as protein STRUBBELIG-RECEPTOR FAMILY 5-like. Gene Ontology annotation, molecular function: protein kinase activity; ATP binding; protein binding. Lineage: Eukaryota; Viridiplantae; Streptophyta; Magnoliopsida; Poales; Poaceae. The transcript is spliced from 16 exons. Bases 1 to 2016 code for a protein of 671 amino acids. Gene Ontology annotation, biological process: protein phosphorylation. The record is from RefSeq and is a predicted model, not a curated record.
AUGGCUUGUCGACGGCGCCCCCUGCCGCCGCCGCUCGUCGGCCUUGCCGUCCUCGUCUCCGUGGCGGCGGCCGCGGUGGCAAAGACCGACCAGCCUGACGUUGCUGCGCUUAAUGUGAUGUUCAAUAGCAUGAACAAACCAUCUCAGUUGUCCGGUUGGAAAUCAAGCGGCGGAGAUCCGUGCGGCGACGACGACGAGUGGAAGGGAAUAGAAUGCAGCGGUUCAUCUGUCACAGAAAUUAACUUGUCGGGGCUUGGACUAAGCGGCACGCUAGGCUAUCAGCUAUCAAGCUUGAAAUCAGUAACCAAAUUUGAUGUGAGCAAGAACAAUCUCAACGGCGAUAUACCGUACCAGCUUCCACCAAAUGUGGUUCAAUUAAAUCUUUACGGGAACUCCUUCACCGGUGGAGUUCCUUAUUCGAUAUCUCAGAUGGCUGAUCUGGAAACACUAAAUCUUGGUAAGAAUCACUUAAGCGGGCAGUUGACGGAUAUGUUUUCACAGAUUCCAAAGCUCUCAACAUUGGAUCUCUCAUUCAACCGCUUCUCAAGUAACCUGCCCCAGAGUUUUCGGCACCUCAUAAACCUUAAAACAUUGAAUGUGGAGAGCAAUCAAUUCAGUGGUCAUAUAGAUGUUCUGGCCAAACUUCCUCUCGAGGAUCUGAAUCUUCAGAACAACAAGUUUAGCGGGUGGAUCCCAAGUAAACUAAAAGACAUUAACAAUCUACAGACUGGAGGGAACUCUUGGUCGUCCGGAUCAGCUCCUCCUGGUAUGGAGAAGGGCUCUUCAGUGGGAAGCUCUUCAGGUGGAGGGAAUGACAAUGGAAUAAACGGUUUCGCUAUCGGAGCAAUGGUGAUAGCUGUGCUUCUUGCAGCUCUGAUUCUCUUGUCUGUGUUGAAGAGGAACCAUUCCUCUCCUGUCUCAUCCCAUUACUACAUGGACGAGUCAGAGAUCGACAUGAAAUCACUGGAGCAAUCUUCAUCCAUAGGCAGUAGGACACCAUCUGCAGUGCCUCGCAAGUCGAUCAGUGACAACGAGUUUGAGAACAAACUAAACUAUUCUAGACGGAGCACGGAUACAAUCAGCCUCAUGACUUAUGCAUCAUCAGACCUGGAAGCAGCCACUGGCAACUUCCACAACAGCAGGCUACUAGGUCAGGGGACAAUCGGUCGCGUUUACAAGGCAAAAUAUGCUGAUGGACAGGUGCUGGCCGUUAAGAAGUUUGAUCCAUUGAGCUUCUCAGGAAGCAGUGACUUCAUGGAUCUCGUGAACGGCAUUUCCAAACUGCGCCAUGCAAACAUCGCCGAGCUUGUUGGUUACUGCUCAGAGCCUGGGCACUACAUGCUGGUCUAUGACUACCACAUGAGCGGGUCCCUAUAUGAGUUCCUGCACUUGUCAGACGACUACAGCAAGCCAUUGACCUGGGACACCCGAGUCCGGAUUGCUCUCGGUACAGCUCGUGCUCUGGAGUACCUACAUGAAGUCUGCUCACCUUCAGUGAUCCACAAGAACAUAAAGGCAUCUAAUGUGUUGCUCGAUGCUGAUCUCAAUCCUCACCUCUCUGACUGCGGCUUUGCAUACUUCUAUGAGGAUACAAGUGAGAGCCUGGGACCAGGGUACAAUCCUCCGGAGUGCACGAGGCCAUCAGGCUACGUGAUGAAGAGCGAUGUCUACUGCUUCGGUGUCGUCAUGCUUCAGUUAUUGACCGGUCGGAAGCCUUUCGAUAGUUCAAAGCCUAGAAUGGAACAGUCCUUGGUCAAGUUUGUUACUCCACAGCUUCAUGACAUCGACGCCCUGGGAGCACUGGCAGAUCCAGCUCUGCGCGGCCUGUACCCGCCGAAAGCGUUGUCCCGUUUCGCGGAUGUCCUCUCUCGCUGUGUUCAGUCCGACCCAGAAUUCCGGCCGUCCAUGUCGGAGGUGGUGCAAUCGCUCUUCCAGUGCGUCCAGCGCGCCACCAGCAACAAGAGGAUGGGCGGCCACCGCAGCGUCUCACAACGGAGUGACGACUCUGAUUGGUGA